AUAGCCAUCGUUUUUUUUUGUCGAUUUGUUGCUCUGAUAAAUUUGUUAAAUUUAUUUAGCUAUAAAAAACUUAUAAUUUCUCCCGCAAAAAGCGAAGAAGAUCGAAGGCAAAAAAAGGUCUCUCAUUGUCGGUUCUCUCAGAAAAAAAAUAAUAUUUGCACAAGUUUCUUUCAGUGCAGUGUGGUAAUUAGGUAGAGUGAAAUGAUGAGGCUGCAAACCUAUGCUGGUCUCAGUUUAGUCGCGAUGCUAGCUGUUAUUUACCAUGCAUUCAACAGUAGAGGCCAGUUUUAUCCUGCUAUGGUGUAUUUAUCAACCUCUAAGAUCAGCUUGGUGCUGCUUCUCAACAUGGGGCUUGUAUUUAUGUGCAUCUUAUGGCAAAUAACCAAAAAGAUAUUCCUCGGGUCCCUUCGUGAAGCUGAGGUUGAACGGUUGAAUGAGCAGUCGUGGAGAGAGGUUAUGGAGAUCCUCUUUGCGAUCACUAUUUUCCGUCAGGACUUCUCGGUUACGUUUCUUGCUAUGGUUACUGCUCUGUUGUUAAUCAAGGCUUUGCAUUGGUUGGCACAGAAAAGGGUUGAGUACAUUGAGACGACCCCUUCUGUUCCUAUGUUGUCUCACAUUCGGAUUGUUUCUUUUCUGGGUUUCCUUCUUCUUCUAGAUUGUCUGUUUUUGUCAAGUUCUAUCAAGUUUCUGAUCGAAACACGGCAAGCUUCAGUUUCCCUAUUCUUUGCGUUUGAGUACAUGAUUCUGGCUACGACAAUAGUGUCAACUUUUAUAAAAUAUGUUUUCUAUGUGAGUGACAUGCUUAUGGAAGGACAAUGGGAGAAGAAGGCUGUCUAUACCUUCUACUUGGAGCUCAUUCGGGACUUGCUUCACUUGUCUAUGUAUUUAUGCUUCUUUCUUGCGAUUUUCAUGAACUAUGGUGUACCUCUGCACUUAAUACGGGAGCUAUAUGAAACCUUUAGGAAUUUCAAAAUUCGUGUUGCUGAUUACAUGCGUUAUAGGAAGAUCGCUUCAAAUAUGAAUGACAGAUUCCCAGAUGCAACCCCUGAAGAGCUCGCUGCAAAUGAUGCAACAUGUAUUAUAUGCCGUGAAGAGAUGACCACAGCAAAGAAGUUGAUAUGUGGACAUCUUUUUCAUGUGCACUGUCUUCGAUCAUGGCUGGAGAGACAGCAUACCUGCCCUACAUGUAGAGCUCUCGUUGUACCACCUGAAAACGGAACAAGUUCAUCUGGAGGGCAACAUGGACCUUGGUCAGAUGCUCAAGGACAAGGGUCUGGCACAGGCUCGGCUCGACAAGGUUCUGAUGGUGACAUGGCUGCUGAUAAUUUGACCCAGCAUCAGGCCAGGCUUCAGGCUGCUGCCACUGCAGCAUCAAUAUAUGAGAAAUCCUAUGUCUAUCCAUCUGCAAACACUCUAGUUUGGUCUCCUGGAUAUGCUGUACUUCCCAAGGCUUAUUGGCAACCGGAUGACUCCACGAAGGGCGAAUCUAGUGGGGAGACCACAUCCACCGGAGAACAAUUUGUCAUUCCUGGUGGACAAUUCAACUUGUCCUUUCCACGGUUCCCACAUUGUGCUUUUGUUCCUUUCCAAUUGCCUCGUGUUACUGGAAACAUGGGAGAGGCAUCGAGUAGUAAUCUGCACAUUCCAGAUUCUCAGUUGGAAGCUCAGAAGAAGAUCAUUCAGCAACAGAUUGAGGUGCUACAAAAUCAGCUCCAACUCCUGCAGAUGCAGAAGCCGAAAACUGAAGAAAGUGUGGACACUGGUCCCACAGCCUCGUCGGACAGAAAAGGGAAGACAAUUUCUUCUUCUUCAGGAGAUUGAAGAAAGUACGUACCCUUUUGGCAACUGUAAUAUUUUUUGUUUUUGUUUUUACAUUACAUCGGAACACCGCAUUACUAACAUUCUUGCCACUAGGCGAAGAUAUUUUACGUCCUUA
Gossypium arboreum is the source of this 1936-nucleotide messenger RNA. Its product is annotated as ERAD-associated E3 ubiquitin-protein ligase HRD1B-like. The record is from RefSeq and is a predicted model, not a curated record. The transcript has 8 exons. The coding region runs from base 202 to 1821 and encodes 539 amino acids. Lineage: Eukaryota; Viridiplantae; Streptophyta; Magnoliopsida; Malvales; Malvaceae.